Messenger RNA from Patella vulgata (common limpet), 3968 nucleotides. Its product is annotated as cAMP-dependent protein kinase type II regulatory subunit. The record is from RefSeq and is a predicted model, not a curated record. Bases 746 to 1846 code for a protein of 366 amino acids. Gene Ontology annotation, molecular function: cAMP-dependent protein kinase regulator activity. Gene Ontology annotation, cellular component: cAMP-dependent protein kinase complex. Gene Ontology annotation, biological process: regulation of protein phosphorylation. NCBI's taxonomy places the organism in Eukaryota, Metazoa, Mollusca, Gastropoda, Patellidae. The transcript is spliced from 4 exons.
UCGUGUUAUUAUUGACCAACAGUGUUAAACCACAUAUAUAGACAACUACAUAAGAUCUGCAGCUAUCUAGGAAAUGACGUCUUCCUCAUAAUUUCCGUUACAUGACCCCCCGCUAUACAUAUCAGAGAGAAUAUUCUUUGUCUUGUUCUCUUUAUAGCCGAUAUGAGUUAAUAACUAGAUGUGACGUUUAAGAGAUUAUUUACUUAAAACGACAUUGGAAAGGAACAUUGUUACAAGGAAAGCGAAGAAGAUGGCCAUAUUCAACAUAACGCGGAUAUAGACCGGCCAACCACAAGAGAAACUGCUAUAUGGGGUAUCAAAUCUGGUGUUUUAGAUACGUUAAGUGCAAAACCUUCUUUCAUAGCUAUUUCUGCCGUUCUACAAUACAGACACCUUUAAAUGGAUGGCACAAACUGUUUUAAAAAGCCAGCCAGAUAGAUUACGUCUACGUCUUCAUACGUCAUUACCUUUCAAUUAAUUUGAUUGGUUACACCUGGUUAGAUAUAUAGGAAGUGUGUAUGUGUGUGAUUCUGUAGUGGAGUGGACUACAAGAGUAUAAAAUAUUUAUCAUGUCGAGUCUGGCCACCACUAGCAGAUUAAUUUAAUUGAUUAUAUCGAAGGGAAACUACCAAGGCAAACAGACCUGCGUGUAAACCUGAGUGCAUGCCACGUGGGUCGUUAUUGAAGACAUUAUUUUCUAUUCAUGCUCGCCUGUUUGUUAUUGUCUGAAGCAAUUUAAAGCAAGAUGAAUCUUGAAAUCCCAGACGGUCUGGGUGAUCUACUCAGAGACUUUACUGUAUCGGUAUUACGAGAACGACCAGGCGAUCUAUAUGACUUCGCUGUAGAAUAUUUCACCAGAGCUCGAGAAACUCGGCGACCCAAAGAAGUACCAAUGUACAUCAUAGUGGACAGUGAUGAGGAAGCGGGCGAACCAGAUCCAGAAAUGUUUAAACCAAAAAACACGAGAAAUCGAUACGCCCGGCGCCAGAGCGUUUCCGCAGAACGUUACGAUCCCGAAGAGGAUGACGACGACGAAGACAGAGUCGUGCACCCUAAAACCGAUGCGCAAAGAGAACGUCUUACUGAGGCAGUCAGUGGUAUUUUGUUGUUUCGUUCGUUAGAUUCCGAUCAAAUGCAGGAAGUGAUUGAUGCUAUGUUUGAGAAAAAGGUAAAACCGGGCGAAACGGUCAUACGACAAGGAGAUGAUGGUGAUAACUUUUACGUCAUUGAUGAUGGUAUUUAUGACGUGUCUGUCAAUAUUAAGGGUUCUGAAAAACAAGUUCACACUUUUGACAAUCGUGGAAGUUUUGGUGAACUAGCGUUAAUGUACAACAUGCCUCGAUCAGCUACCGUCAUAGCCGACUCCGCUGGAACGUUAUGGGCCAUGGAUAGAAAUUCUUUCAGACGAAUUGUGCUUAAAAGUGCCUUUAAGAAACGAAAGAAAUAUGAAACACUUCUAGAAAAUGUGACCAUUUUACAGUCGUUAGAUGUAUACGAGCGCAUGACUCUCGCCGAUGCACUACAUCCUAAAGUUUAUCAAGAGGGUGAAGCAAUUAUCAAACAGGGUGAUGAUGCUGAUGGCAUAUAUUUUGUGGAAGACGGUCAUAUUCGCAUCACCAUUGACAAUCCGGAAGGUAGUGAACAGGAAAUAGCCACACGCUCAACCGGAACUUAUUUUGGUGAACUCGCACUUAUAGAAAAUAAACCUAGAACAGCUAACGUAUACGCUGUUGGCAAAGUAAAAGUAGCAUUUUUAGAACGUGAGUGUUUUGAACGAUUGCUAGGACCGUGCGUAGACAUUAUGAAACGUAAUAGUCAACUAUAUACCAUGUAUGUGGGUAAAUGAUGGCGUGUUUUUAGCCCGGAAACAGUUUAUUUUUGGUUUUGUUCCAUUUCUGGUUGCCAUCUUGUUUUAUUAAUUGUCCAUUAGAAGGAUGGAAGAGAAUGGAUGUUGUGUUGUUGUAUAGUGUUACGUCAUAAAAUUCUAAAAUUGUUUACAUCGCUAAAACUAUAAUGGAUACGACAUUACAAAAUAUUAUUGUGUGUUUAUAAGCGAAAUGUACAUUAAAACUGCCCUUGCAAAUGAAAUUCGGAUAAUUAACCGAGUGAACAAUUACUAAAUUUGUACACUGUAUUACGUUUUCCUACAUAAAUAUAUAGCUUAUCAACUGUGUGUUUGGUCGGUUCUGAAAAACCCACAGCAUUUCCUCAAUUAUUUUAUCAGUGAUGUCAGUGUAUGAUCAUAGUUGUUUAUCAAGCUGGGUUGAACACUUUAUUCGAGUAUUGAAAUCCAGUAGGUUGGGUUUUUUUUUUUUUAUCAACUUUGAUGUGGAUAUUAAACCUAUGAAUUGUUUAGUGCUCACUCUACGAUAUUUGAAGACUGUCCUGAUUAUUUUGUUUUGUUUUUUUUUUUUGUUUAUAAACGUCGUUCCUGCUUAAAUGUUUAGAAAAAUUGGAUCACUCUUGUAUGGAUGACGUAAUAAAACAGCACUCUCAUUCAAUCUGGGACAUAGUUUUAUGUAUAUAUAUAUAUAUAAAUUAUUUUAUUAUUUAAUUUAGCAGAAGUGUUUUCUAGGCACUUUCUGAUCGAGAAAAAAACUAUGUCAACACAACAGAUAAUAUACUCUUCCAAAAAAAAGUAGGGGAUAUUCAGAAACAAUACAAAACUGCGGAAAUGCACUGCUGUUUUUAUUAGAGGUAAUCAGUGUAUGUUAAUAACAGGCCAAUUGCCUACACAUGAACACAAACAGUUCAUAUGGGUGGCUUAUCUGACGGCCCCAUUUCACUCGCAAAUAGAUACACUGUGAAAAGUGAAAAUGGACGUUUUUGAUUUUUGUCUUAAUAAUGAGUAAUUGCUCCACCAAUCCUCAGAUAUUCAUGAAUUCGUCAUGGCAUGCUCCUAAUCAACCGUCCAAUCACGAUUUGGGGCAAUCUGACCCACUCCUCUUGCAGUGACACGGCCAAUUCUUACAGUGUUGUCGGUUGACGUUGACGUCGACGAACACGUCUCCCGAUCAAAUUAAACGUAACACACUAAAACAAAGAUACGCUAAACAGUAAAUCUUAUGCAAGAACCGAUAGGAAAGCAAACAUGGAUAGGAUAAACCAGCAAACGGCAGUUUUCAUCAACCCUUCCUUGAAGUGUCAAAUUUGACAAUGAACCCCUCCCACGUGUAUGGCGCUAUUGCGUGUCGCACCUGCAGCUCAGUGGUUCUGUUGGGGCGAUAAGUUCUUCAUCUGUGAACAUACCCUCAAAGCAUGUCAAAUUUCCAUGACUAUUUAUCAUAUCACAACCUGCAUAGGUAUUUGCAUUUCAAAAUCCCCUACUUUUUUUGAAGAGUAUAUAUCAGAUAGAUAGGAACUUAGGAAAAUACAAUUCACACGUUGAUGAUAAGGAAUCAAGCAGCUUUUAUCAGAUAGACCAACUAUGGCACAGGCAUUUAGUUCUAUAUGGUUUAACCGAGAAACUUAUUAUGGCAGUGACUACGACAUCACUCUUGGUGGAAGUGGACGUAAAACUCUAGUAACGAACGAACGUAUAAGUUUAGACUACAGAGCAGAGCAAAAUCAAACAUGUUUAAACUUGACAUAAAGUCAACAUGCCGAAUUGAUGCCUUAUAGUUGGGUGGCAUUGCGCUUUCAUUGGCCUCCUCAAUAAUAAUGGCUGAUAUCAAGAAUCAUUCGUUAAUCUUCAACUAAAGACGACGGGAUCAUUCAUUAGUUAGCCAUUUGCCAACUUGAAAGUACAUGUACCUUAUUACGAACCAAGAUAGUGCAUAUUUAAUUUUAAUAAUUACAAGAAUUUAUAAUUCAGACCAAGAAUUGCCUUUGCUCCAUCGAAAACUUUUAUCAUCGGAUCAAAAAACAUAAAUCACAAUUUAAUACAACCUGGGCAAACGUUCACAUAAGCGAAUUUCAUAAGUUAACAUAAUCAAAUGUACAAUAUGUUAAUAAAUAUGUACAAUCUA